AUGGUCACCUCACUUAGUUCGCCCGGCAUAAGCAAUGAGCACCCGGAGAGAGGGGAACCGGACGACAAUACGAAAAAUGGAGCCGCGGAAAAGGCAGCAGAUGAUCUGACGGAAAGGAACAAGAGGUGGGAAAUGGCCUUUGCAGCCCGGAUGAGGGAGAUUGUGCCUGGUCUCUUCCUUGGUAAUGUCGAGGCCUCGUACAAGCGAGAAAUGCUGCGAGAGAAUCGUAUCAACGCCAUAGUCUCACUGACCGAUGCUCGGUGGGUAUGGUGGAAUAGCACUACCAGAGAAGCUGGGAUUCCAGAAUAUCGUCACAAAUGGGUUCAAUGCGCCGAUUCGUCAACGCAGGACCUUCUAGUUCAUAUGAGCGACAUCUGUGACUUCAUCGACCAGAUGGCUUCUCCAGUCUUACAAUCAUCAUCUACUUUACCAGUCGAACAUGAGCACGGAUUGAGUGACAAGCCGCGCGAGACACAUUCAGAGGCUGUCUUGGUCCACUGUGAUCUGGGAAUAUCACGUUCCCCCACUGUCAUCAUUGCAUAUCUCAUGCGCAAGUACGGACUCAAGCGAGAGGAUAUUCUUGCAUUUGUUCAAUCCAAGCAGAAAGUCAAGCCAAGUGCCAACUUUACGCGGCAACUUGAAAUCUGGGAGCAGACAGGAUACGAAGUGUGGGAGGACGAGGAGCGAACAGUCCCGAAAGCGCCAUACCGAGCGUUUCUGGAAGGCCGAGCAGCUCUUCUGAAAAGAAAGGGGCUCACAGGCAAUGAGCCUCUGGCGCCCCUGAACCUUUAG
This is a messenger RNA of Aspergillus fischeri NRRL 181, 792 nucleotides long. RefSeq lists its product as uncharacterized. Lineage: Eukaryota; Fungi; Ascomycota; Eurotiomycetes; Eurotiales; Aspergillaceae. Gene Ontology annotation, biological process: protein dephosphorylation. The coding region runs from base 1 to 792 and encodes 263 amino acids. The transcript has a single exon. The record is from RefSeq and is a predicted model, not a curated record. Gene Ontology annotation, molecular function: protein tyrosine/serine/threonine phosphatase activity.